Molecule: messenger RNA, 3159 nt
Organism: Miscanthus lutarioriparius
Lineage: Eukaryota; Viridiplantae; Streptophyta; Magnoliopsida; Poales; Poaceae
Source: the annotation of a GenBank genome assembly
AUGGCGGCGGGGAACGAGUGGAUCAACGGGUACCUGGAGGCGAUCCUGGACGCUGGCGCGAGGCUGCGCGGGCAGCGGCACGGCCAGGGCGGCGCGGCGCCGCCGCUGCCGAGGCUGCCGGCGGAGGCCGGCGAUCAGGGUGCCGCGGCGUACAGCCCCACGCGAUACUUCGUGGAGGAGGUGGUGAGCCGCUUCGACGACCGGGACCUCCACAAGACGUGGACCAAGGUGGUGGCGAUGCGCAACAGCCAGGAGCGGAGCAACCGGCUGGAGAACCUGUGCUGGAGGAUCUGGCACGUCGCCAGGAAGAAGAAGCAGGUGGAAUGGGACUACUCGCGGCAGCUGUCGCUGCGGCGGCUGGAGCAGGAACAGGGCAGCCGGGAGGCCGCCGAGGAGCUCUCCGAGGGCGAGACGACCAAGGACCACCGCGCCGACGCCGCUCUGUCGGUGGCCAGGAUCGCGUCCGAGGCCCGGAUCGUGUCGGACGACGAGGACGACGACGGCACCGACGACAGGAACCUCUACAUCGUGCUCAUCAGCAUACACGGGCUCGUCCGUGGCGAGAACAUGGAGCUCGGCCGUGACUCUGACACCGGGGGCCAGGUGAAGUACGUGGUGGAGCUGGCCCGGGCGCUGGCGGCCACCGCCGGCGUGCACCGCGUCGACCUGCUGACGCGCCAGAUCUCCUGCCCGGACGUCGACUGGACCUACGGCGAGCCCGUCGAGAUGAUCACCCGCCAUGCCGACGACAGCGACGGCGGCAGCGGCGGGGCCUACAUCGUGCGCCUGCCGUGCGGGCCCCGCGACAAGUACCUCCCCAAGGAGUCCCUGUGGCCGCACAUCCCGGAGUUCGUGGACCGCGCGCUGGCGCACGUCACCAACGUCGCGCGCGCGCUCGGGGACCAGCUCCACCUCGAAGCCACCGGCGCCGGCGCGGGAUGCCCAUCCCCGCCGGUGUGGCCGUACGUGGUCCACGGGCACUACGCGGACGCCGCCGAGGUGGCGGCGCACCUGGCCAGCGCGCUCAACGUGCCCAUGGUGAUGACGGGCCACUCCCUGGGGCGGAACAAGCUGGAGCAGCUGCUGAUGCUGGGCCGGAUGCCGCGCGCCGAGAUCCAGGGCACGUACCGGAUCGCGCGCCGGGUCGAGGCCGAGGAGACCGGGCUGGACGCCGCCGAGGUGGUGGUCACCAGCACCAAGCAGGAGAUCGAGGAGCAGUGGGGGCUCUACGACGGCUUCGACCUCAUGGUGGAGCGCAAGCUCCGGGUGCGGCGACGCAGGGGCGUCAGCUGCCUCGGACGAUACAUGCCGCGGAUGGUCGUCAUCCCGCCCGGGAUGGACUUCAGCUACGUCGACACUCAGGACCUCGCCGCCGAGGGCGGCGACGCGGCCGACCUUCAGAUGAUCAUGAGCAGCCCGAAGAAGCCACUGCCUCCGAUUUGGUCGGAGGUCCUCAGGUUCUUCGCCAACCCGCACAAGCCCAUGAUCCUGGCGCUGUCAAGGCCGGACCCCAAGAAGAACGUCACCACGCUGCUCAAGGCCUACGGCGAGAGCCGACACCUCCGCGAGCUUGCAAACCUUACGCUGAUACUGGGGAACAGGGAUGACAUCGAGGAGAUGUCCGGCGGCGCCGCCACUGUUCUGACGGCAGUGCUCAAGCUCAUCGACCGCUACGACCUGUACGGCUGCGUGGCCUACCCUAAGCACCACAAGCAGACCGACGUGCCGCACAUAUACCGCCUUGCCGCCAAAACCAAGGGAGUGUUCAUUAAUCCUGCACUCGUGGAGCCAUUCGGCCUCACCCUGAUCGAGGCCGCUGCAUAUGGUCUGCCCGUGGUGGCCACCAAGAACGGCGGGCCGGUGGACAUCAUCAAGGCGCUGCACAACGGGCUGCUGGUGGACCCGCACGACGCGGCGGCGGUCACGGAGGCGCUGCUGAGCCUGCUGGCCGACAAGGCGCGGUGGGCCGAGUGCCGGCGGAACGGCCUCCGCAACAUCCACCGCUUCUCCUGGCCGCACCACUGCCGCCUCUACCUCUCCCACGUGGCCGCCAACUGCGACCACCCGGCGCCGCACCAGCUGCUCCGCGUGCCCGCCAGCCCGCGCGCCGCGGCCGCCGCCGCCGAGCGGGGGGGCACCGACUACGACUCGCUCUCGGAGUCGCUCCGCGGCCUGUCCAUCUCCAUCGACGCCUCGCACGACCUCAAGGCCGCCGGGUCCGGCGGGGACUCCGCCGCGGCGGCCAUCAUGGACGCGCUGCGCCGCCGGCGCCGCAGCUCCACCGCCGACGACCGGCCGCCGACCGCGAGGGCAGCGAUCGGGCACGCGCCGGGCCGGCGGCAGGGCCUCCUCGUCCUCGCCGUCGACUGCUACGACGGCAACGGCGCACCGGACGCGGUGGGGAUGAAGAAGGCCGUCGACCUGGCGCUGUCGGCGGCGGCCGCGGCCGGCGGGCGGCUCGGGUGCGUCCUGUCGACGGGGAUGACGAUCUCCGAGGCCGCGGACGCGCUCGGCGCCUGCGGCGCCGACCCGGUCUCCUUCGACGCGCUCAUCUGCAGCAGCGGCGCGGAGCUCUGCUACCCGUGGAGGGGGGAGGUCGCCGCGGACGAGGAGUACGCGGGGCACGUGGCGUUCCGGUGGCCCGGUGACCACGUGCGCGCGGCCGUGCCGAGGCUCGGCAAGGCCGAGGGCGCGCUGGAGGCCGACCUCGCCGUCGAUGAGGCCGCAUGCUCCGUGCACUGCCACGCCUACGCCGCCACCGGCGCGUCCAAGGUGAAGAAGGUGGACUCGAUCCGGCAGUCGCUGCGUAUGCGCGGGUUCCGGUGCAACCUCGUGUACACGCGCGCGUGCACGCGCCUCAACGUCAUCCCGCUCUCCGCGUCGCGGCCGCGCGCGCUCAGGUACCUGUCGAUACAGUGGGGCAUCGACCUGGCCAAGGUGGCCGUGCUCGUGGGCGACAAGGGCGACACCGACCGCGAGCGGCUGCUCCCCGGCCUGCACAGGACGCUGGUCCUGCCGGAGCUAGUUAGCCACGGCAGCGAGGAGCUGCGCCGCGACGAAGACGGGUUUCUGGCAGAGGACGUCGUCGCCAUGGACUCCCCGAACAUCGUCACCCUCGCCGACUACCAGGCGGCGGCCGACAUCCUCAAGGCUAUCUGA